Molecule: messenger RNA, 699 nt
Organism: Pecten maximus
Lineage: Eukaryota; Metazoa; Mollusca; Bivalvia; Pectinida; Pectinidae
Exons: 5
Coding region: 1-699 (232 amino acids)
Source: RefSeq, a predicted model, not a curated record
AUGAUCCUACCUUUAACCGGUGUUUUCCUACUUAAGUUUCUUACAGCGGGAAGGGAGAGUUUUGGUGGGUAUGCAAAGCAGGCCUACAAACGCCAGUUGCUGAAGGCUGCAGUUGAAGCACCAGCCAGUUCCCGUCGGGAUACUAUGGAAGAUGAGAGAAUAUUGACAAACAGGAACAUAAUUUCACAGAAUUCUAGAGAAACACAGAGCAAUAGGAACCCUACACAGACAGUUGGUAUGAAGAAUGAGGAGUUAUCUACGCAGACUGGUGGAUAUGUACCACAAAUGGAUACACAUUCCACACAGAACACAGGGUUAAGCAGUUUAACACAGACUGAAAGAAACUUUACCCCAAGAGAUAUAGAGUACACCGGUGUAAAUGUUGAGAAGAAUGGUAUGCAGCACAGAGAAAGUUUACAUACAGAAGCCAUAAGAGAGAAGAAUGAUAAUAUUCUACAGGAAACGGCAUCAUCUGCACGACAGAAAUAUCCUAAUGAUAUGUCGGCACAUGACUUUGAAUUUAAUGGCAAGGAACAGGCAUCAUCUUCACGACAGAAAUAUCCUAAUGAUAUGUCGGCACAUGACUUUGAAUUUAAUGGCAAGCCAUUUAUGAGGAGGGUGUCUCUGGCCCAGACAUUGUCAAAAUCUAUCGUUACCUGGGAGUUUACAAGCUCGUCAUUCAAGGACACAGUUCAAUGA